Emiliania huxleyi CCMP1516 is the source of this 604-nucleotide messenger RNA. RefSeq lists its product as hypothetical. The record is from RefSeq and is a predicted model, not a curated record. The transcript has a single exon. Lineage: Eukaryota; Haptophyta; Isochrysidales; Noelaerhabdaceae. Bases 54 to 434 code for a protein of 126 amino acids.
CAAGGAUUUUGGCGGCUGGACAACCAGGACUUGGCCGCAGCAUAGCACCUUUCAUGAGCGACCAGCAGCAGCGCCUCGUGAGCCAGCAACGGACGUAUGGUCUGCAGGAGACUCUGCAGAAAGCGCAGCCGCCGCCUACACGCGUGCAUCCUCAGCUGCGGCAGCGUGCGCUGACGAGCGACGGAGCUUCGCAGGCCGACGCCAAGCCGCGGCAGAUACUGUACAGCGGGCUGAGCGACGCGGAGCGGGCGACGCAACGGGGUGCGCAGCGACGCGAUGCCGCACACACACCGCUGCAGCAGCGGAGAGCCCCGCAGCGGAGGGAUGACGAUGACGACUUUGAACUCACGUCAUACGCCAACGGCUGCUGCAUCUGCUGGGUCUCAGACCACCACUCGCCAAUUGAGUGCCGAAUCGCAUGCUCUAUCAUGUGAAGGGCCCGGGUAGGUUUAGGGCUCACGUGCGGCUCGCCUUUUAUUCGCUGCUCGUGUUGUGAACGUGAGGCCGGACGAGGGUCCGCCGCAGUCUCCGGGUUAGGCUACAGGGCUAGCUUGCAUGUGGCAUGUUGUUGUCUCUAUCUAUCUCUAUCUAGGGAAUCAGUCUC